Messenger RNA from Anolis carolinensis (green anole), 4245 nucleotides. It is a transcript of the gene slc26a9, whose product is annotated as solute carrier family 26 member 9. Gene Ontology annotation, cellular component: plasma membrane. Lineage: Eukaryota; Metazoa; Chordata; Lepidosauria; Squamata; Anolidae. The record is from RefSeq and is a predicted model, not a curated record. The coding region runs from base 218 to 2638 and encodes 806 amino acids. The transcript is spliced from 21 exons. Gene Ontology annotation, molecular function: chloride transmembrane transporter activity; bicarbonate transmembrane transporter activity; sulfate transmembrane transporter activity. Gene Ontology annotation, biological process: transmembrane transport.
AUUGCUUGCACAGUAAGCCAAUCAGAUUUCAAGCUCAGCCCUCUGUUCCCUUGACUGAGGAGAGUUAUAAAUGACUCACUGGGCUCUUUGAGAACAGAGCUUCUCAGUUGCACCACCUUAGGAGCAGCUCUCCUGUCACUUCUUGCAGCUCACUCACCUGCCCGAAUCCGUCCCUCUUUCCUCUCCUGGAAAGUGAAGGACUUAAACUGAAGCAAAGAUGACUGACGCUCGGCCACGUUAUGUCAUCAACCGCCCGGCUUAUUCUACUGAAGACUUUGAUGAAGAGUUUGAGAGGAAAAAUAGAAGUUACCCACUUGGAGAGAAAAUAAAGAAUCUUUUCAGAUGUUCACCAUCCAGACUCAAACUCAUCCUGUAUAGCCUGUUUCCUAUACUUGUAUGGCUUCCAAAAUAUAAAAUCAAAGAUUACAUUAUUCCUGAUGUUCUCGGUGGAAUCAGUGCAGGAACUAUUCAAGUACCUCAAGGCAUGGCUUUUGCUUUAUUGGCGAACCUUCCUCCAGUCAAUGGACUCUAUUCUUCCUUCUUUCCUCUGAUAACCUAUUUCCUGCUUGGCGGUGUUCAUCAGAUGGUCCCAGGUACUUUUGCAGUCAUCAGUAUUAUUGUGGGAAAUGUUUGCCAUGAGUUGGCUCCUGAAUCUGAUUUUUACUACUUCAAUUAUACAAGCAAUGAGCAGAUGGUGAACAACACAGCCAUGGAAGCAGCCAGACUAGAGAUCUCAGCCACCUUGGCUUGCUUGACAGCUGUAAUACAGAUAUGCUUAGGAUUUGUGCAGUUUGGCUUUGUUGCUAUCUACCUUUCUGAGUCCUUCAUCAGGGGUUUCAUGACGGCAGCUGGUUUACAAAUCCUGAUCUCAGUGCUCAAAUAUGUCUUUGGCCUGAAGAUUGAAUCCUACACAGGGCCCCUUGCCAUUGUCUAUACUUUUAUCGACAUUUGUAAAAAUCUACCAAAGACCAACGUGGCCUCUCUCGUGUUUUCCUUAAUCAGCUCUGUGCUCCUAAUUAUUGUGAAAGAGUUGAACAUGAAAUACAUGAAAAAAAUCCGAGUCCCCAUCCCUAUGGAGAUCAUUAUAGUCAUCAUAGCUACUGCAGUUUCUGGAAGCUUUAAUAUGCCUGAGAAAUAUGAUAUGCCAGUAGUUGGAAAUAUUAAUAUGGGUUUUCCAUCAGUCAGUAUUCCUGAGGUGAGCAAGUGGAAAGACAUGAUUGGCACAGCUUUUUCACUUGCCAUUGUGGGAUAUGUGAUUAAUCUGGCCAUGGGCAGAACACUUGGAACAAAACAUGGCUAUGAUGUGGAUCCAAAUCAGGAAAUGCUAGCUCUGGGCUGCAGCAACUUUUUUGGAUCCUUCUUCAAAAUCCAUGUGAUAUGCUGUGCUCUUUCAGUGACAUUAGCAGUGGAUGGAGCUGGAGGGAAAUCUCAGAUGGCAAGUUUCUGUGUGGCACUGGUAGUGAUGAUUACCAUGUUGUCAUUGGGGAUCUACCUGAGGCCUCUUCCUAAGGCAGUGCUGGGAGCUUUGAUUGCUGUGAAUCUGAAGAAUUCUCUCAAACAGCUAACUGAUCCUUACUACCUUUGGAAAAAAAGCAAGUUGGACUGUAUGGUCUGGGUGGUGAGCUUCCUAUCUGCUUUCUUCCUGGGCUUGCCCUUUGGACUCGCUGUAGGAGUGGGGUUUUCCAUCCUCGUUGUGGUUUUCCAUACUCAGUUCCGCAAUGGUUGUGUCAUUGGCCCUGUAGCUGCUUCUGAUAUAUACAAGAACCCCAAGGUCUAUGAUAAGGUCCAAGAAAUAGAUGGGGUUAAAAUUGUCACCUACUGCUCUCCAUUAUACUUUGCUAAUUCAGAGAUAUUCCGGGAAAAAGUUAUUGCAAAGACUGGUGUUGACCCUAUAAAAGUCUUCCUGGCAAGGAAAAAGUUUGUGAAGAAUCAAGAAAAGGUGGUGGCUGCAGCACAGAAAGUGAGCAAACUAAAAUCCUUCUUCAGAAAGAAUAAGACUAUAUCUCUGCAAGAGCUCCAGAAGGACUUUGAGAGCAAUUCUCCAACAGACACAAACAACAACCAGACAGCUUCCAAUGGCAAUAGCAUCUCAUUUAUUGCUUUCAACCCAGCUAUGAAUGCUGCAAGGCAGGUUAAUGCCCCUUGUGAACAAAGAAGCACUCCUCAAAGAAGCAGCAUCCUCAGUGUUACCCCAGCCUCAAAUGUUGAUCCUAUAAUUACAGCACCCCCAUUUGUCAACUUCCACACAAUUGUUUUGGAUAUGAGUGGUGUCUGCUUUGUAGACCUGAUGGGGACAAAGGCUUUGGGAAAGCUGUGCGUCAACUAUCAAAGGAUUGGGAUUAAAGUUUUCCUGGCAAAUGUCCCUGCCCAAGUGUAUGAUGACAUUCGCACAGGGGGAGUUUUUGAAGAAGGAGGUCUUGACCCUAGUCAUCUCUUUGUGACCAUCCAUGAUGCUGUUUUGUUUGCAACAAUGAAUGGCAAUAGAGCUGUGCGUUGCUCAGCCUUGAACCAGCGAUCAACUCAGAUAGAAGUCUCUGUCUCUGAUGAAUCUCUGGAAGACAGCAGUGCUGAAUUUCAAAACUUGGAAGAGGAAAUGUUUGGAAGCAUUUUUCAUUCAGAAGCACAAACAGCGCUGUGAACUCUUGAAGAAUGAUUGUGUGAUGGCAAACAUUUUGACCAUGACAUUCGUUUAUAAAGAAAAGUUUCUGUGUCUGAAGAAACAGAAACAUUCAAAGACAACUGCCUUUAUACAUUUUGGCAAGGGAGUAACAGUUCCUUUGAAGCACUGAAGGCUUCUUAUGAGACAUUCUCUUCAUUCAAAAUCAGAGCAACUGACUAUUGGAGCAGUUGGUAUAGACAGCAGAAGAAGGAACUCAGGGAAUACCUUUCAUCUAUCCAGAAACAGCACAAAAGGCACAGGACAAUCACUACUUCACUCCAAUUUCCUUCAUCCUAUCUUCAAGCAAUGCUUAUAUACCCACGAGAAUGCAUGUAAUACAUAUGCAUACUGAGGUCCAGCAAACUUGUUUUUAUCAGGAAAAAAGAGAGAAUAUGAAGAGUGUUUGAUCACUAGAUAGAACUAUCAUGAGAUAUUUGAGUAUGAAAGCAGACAGUUGUUUCUAAAGUGUGCACUGAACUUUAUAAACUUCAUGCUAUAAGGAAAUAGGCUUCUGAUGAUGAUGCCUAGCUCAUCCUCACUGAAAGCUAAUAUAACCUCCUUGGGGUUUUUUUUUUAGAACUAUGUGUGCCAGUAUAUUUCAUGACUAUUUGCCAUUUCCACUAGCCCUCUUUGCUUCAUUUUUUGGAACCUUUAUCUCCCCAUGCAGAUAAAUCUCUUACAUCUCAUAGGAACUUCUUGCACAAACAGAUACUUUCAUGGUACUUUGCAUUCUUACAAAUUCAAACUUAUUUGACUAGAUGUACACUUAAACCAAAGAAAAUGUUUUGACUAGUUUUUUAUUUAGAAAUUUCAAAAGAAUAGCUACUUCCACAGUAUUUGGUGCUUCAGUUUCCUGUUCUGCAUAACCAAACAUUAAGAAAGAUUGGGUUAAGUUAAAUAUGAGCAAUAAACAAAGUUUCUGUAGGGGACAAUUUCCAGACCCUGCCCCAUACAUAUUCAGUAAAAAUAACCAAAUUACUGAAAAUAUAUUAAAGCAUCUCAGUUGGAAAACAUCACCUCAUAUGCGUCUUAGGCUUACAGGCAACAUUCAUAUAAUGGUAAGGAUUAUUAUCUAAUCCUUUUAAAACUCUUUUCAUCUAUUCAAUACUAAAUGGAUUUUCUUCCAUGUAUGCCACAGAUGAAGAGAAUCUACCUCUAAGACAGACCUGUCUGCCUAGAAAACUAGAAAAAGAUCUCUUUUGAAAAUUGUAUUUUGUAAAUGCAAAGUAGGAUGGUUCCUCGGUAUCUGCUGGAGUUUUGUUCCAGGAUUCCCACUCCCAUGAAUAUUAAAAUUCAUGGAUGCUCAAGUCCCAUUAUAAACAAUGGCAUAGUAAAAUGGUGUUCCUUACAUAAAAUGAUGAACAAAUCAAACAAGAGCCUAAGGAUCUGCGAAGCAGCAGGAGGCUACACCAGUGUAUGCAUACACAUCAGAGUAUUGCUUGGUGUACAGCAAAAUCAAUAUUUGCUUCUUGGAUUUCUCCCCUUGAAUAUUUUCAAGCUAUUGUUGGUUGAAUCUGUGAAUGUAAAACCUGUGGAUACAGAGGCCUGAUUGUAAUUUUUAUAUUAAAAUGUGAAUGUAAAUACUA